CAUAUGAGGCCCAGAAGAGCGAAGUGUGGUGACAGCACCACUAAAAAUACCCAACGGGCCGAGCGUGGAUCGGGUUGCAGCUGAGCCAGCGAACACUGCUCCUGCUCCUGCUGCUGUGUAUGAGCAGGGAAAAAAAAAAAACUUUACUUUUCACUUGCAGGUUUCUGCUGAGGCACUUAGUGUACGAUGGAAGAAACGCAAGCGGACGGAACGGAAAUGGCAAAUGUGGCAGAGUCCCAGGCAGUUCCUGCCGUCACGAAGAGCCCCAAGAAGUCUCAGGGACACUCGAUUUUCAGCUGGAUCAUAGUGCUGGCGUUGUUAGGAGCCUGGAUGUCCGUGGCAGUCGUCUGGUUUGAACUUGUUGAAUACAACAAUGUUGUGGGCACACUGGGAAAAUUUUACGAUGCUGAUGGUGAUGGUGACUUUGAUGCAGAAGAUGCCAAAGUUCUUUUGGAACAUUCUACCAGAAAAAUUGGGCACAAACUGAAGGCAGCUCUGAAGGAGCAACUUCGGAUAAUCCAUGAGAAGAUUGAGGCUAAAAAGAUUGCUAAGAUGGCCCUAGCUGAGGUCCGAAGCAUACUGUCCAGAGAGGAAGAAGAAAGAAAAGCUGACCUUGCUGCCAAAAAAAUGAAAGAGGAAACUGAGGCUAAACUACUUAAAGAGAAAAAAAGAAAGGAGCGUGAAGUGAGAUUAGCCAAAGAGAAGGCUGAGCGAGAAAGAGCUGAGCGAGAAAGGCUUGCUAAGGAGAAGGCCGAAAAGGAAAGGCUGGCUAAAGAGCAAGCUGAAAAGGAAAGGCUCAGAAAAGAACAAGCAGAAAAAGAUAGGCUAGCACAAGAGCGAGCAGAUAAGCUUGCGAAAGAAAAGGCAGAGAAAGAGAAAGCAGAGAAGCUAACGAAGGAAAAGGCAGAGAAAGAGACAGCAGAGAAGCUAGCAAAAGAAAAGGCAGAGAAAGAGAGAGCAGAGAAGCUAGCAAAAGAAAAGGCAGAGAAAGAGAGAGCAGAGAAGCUAGCAAAAGAAAAGGCAGAGAAAGAGAGAGCAGAAAAGGAACGGCUAGCGAAAGAAAAGGCAGAGAAAGAGAAAGCAGAAAAGAAAGAUGCAUCGUCUAAUCACAAAGCAGAAGAAGAGCCUCUAGAAGAGAGCGACAAAGAAAUCAAAACUAAAUUAGAGAAAGAGGACAACUCUGUACAUCUUGAGUCCUUUAUGCAAGGAUCUACACCAGAAGAUACACCUGAAAAUAAAUCUCCAGCGAUGACGCAUGAGCCUAAACCUACAGUUGCACCUGAAGUGACACCAGAGGUACCAGAAACAUCCAAACCUCAGAGUACUUCUGAGUCUGCACCUAAACCUACACCAGGGACUGCACCAGAAACAGAGGAAGACAAAACAAAUCUCCUCAAUAAAUCUGACAAAAAAAUAAAAUCCGAAAUCAACGCAGCCGAAAAACUACGUAAAAAGGGUAAAGUUGAAGAAGCUCUGCAAGCUUUUGAAGCACUUGCGCAGAAAUACCCUCAAAGUCCCAGGAGUCGCUAUGGCAAAGCCCAGGCCGAGGACGAUAUGGCUGAGAAGUUGCGUAGUAAUGAGAUGCUCCUGAAGGCUGUUAACACGUACAGGGAGGCAGCAGAGCUUUCAGAUGCUCCUGCAGACCUUAUCAAAGCCGCGUUAAAAAGAAGUGCCGACAGACAGCAGUUCCUGGGACGCACAAAGGGCUCUUUAGCUACACUGGAAAGGCUUGUGCGGAUUUUCCCAGAGGACAUCUCUUUGAAGAACGAUCUAGGGGUGGCUCAUCUUCUGAUUGGUGAUAACAAGGGUGCAAAACAGAUCUAUGAGGAGGUUCUGGAUAUGGCUUCUGAUGAUGGAUUUGCAAAAGUGCAUUAUGGAUUUAUUCUCAAGUCAGAAAACAAGAUAGCAGAGAGCAUACCUUACCUAAAGGAGGGUUUAGAGUCUAAAGCACCAGGAACUGAUGAUGGAAGGUUUUAUUUUCACCUUGGGGAUGCACUGCAAAGAGUGGGAGACCAGAAGCAGGCGUAUGAAUGGUACGAGACCGGCUACCGACACGGACAUUUUGCCUCUGUCUGGCAGCGCUCACUGUAUAAUGUGGCAGGACUGCGAGCGCAACCGUGGUGGACAGCCAAAGAAACUGGAUACACUGACCUUGUUCGGACCCUGGAGCGGAACUGGCUGACCAUUAGAGAUGAAGCAUUAACUGUCAUGGACAGUAGCAGUGGGCUCUUCUUGCCUGAAGAUGAAAAUCUGAGAGAGACAGGAGACUGGGGCCAGUUUACUCUCUGGCAGCAGGGACGGAAAGCUGGUUCUUCAUGUCAGAACGUUCCCAAAACUUGUGCUUUGCUGGAACGUUUCAAAGAGGCCACCACCUGCAAGAGGGGUCAGAUCAAGUUUUCAGUGAUGCAGCCUGGCACACAUGUAUGGCCUCACACCGGACCCACUAACUGUCGUCUACGUAUGCACCUGGGUCUCGUCAUUCCCGCAAAAGGUUGUCGAAUCCGCUGCACCGACCAGACCCGAGAGUGGGAAGAGGGUAAGGUGUUGAUAUUUGACGAUUCGUUCGAGCACGAAGUGUGGCAGGAUGCAGACAGCUACCGGCUCAUCUUCAUUGUGGACGUCUGGCAUCCAGAACUCAGCCAAUCGCAGAGGCAUGCCUUAUCCCCCAUAUGAAGCUUCAAAUCAACUGCAAAAAACUUACUGUGAUGUCUCAGCUAAUUUCAGCCACAAACAAAUCCUGACCUCCGGCUGAUCUCUCGUACUGAACAAAAUGCCACGUGAAUAUUUGCUGUGUUUCUGAUCGUGUAAUUUAAUUGUGAUUUUAUGAAGAACAUGUGUAAUGGAUGUUGUCCUUCUAGUGUCCUUUUGUAUUGAAGUUUUCAAGGGGAAGAACAGAUGUUUAGGAAAUAUUGGCAUAAAAUAAGGAAAAAAAAUACGAUUUACAGAUAUGUUUACUGAAAUGGCCCAACUUGAAAUGUUAUGCAAGAGGACUUGCGUGAUUGUCGACCGAUGAAGGUAAAAAAACAAUGCAUAUUACUGAAAAUGUACUUGAAUAUACACUUAAGGUCUACUUUAUUAGGAACACCUGUACUAUGAUACAUAAAAUCAUGCAGAUACACACCAUGUGCGUCAUGCUUAAUGUCCAAGUCAAUCUUGAGCCCAUAGCAAGAAUCUUUGGUACACAGUCAUCCAAUCAAACCAGUAUUGGGGGCAUAUAAAUCACCUGGACUGGACUGAUUGAUUGCGUCAGAUUGCUGUUUUUGGCUGGCGGGAGUGAUACCUGAUGUGUUGUGUGAUUUUUGCUUACCACAGUUGUACAAUGUGCUUAUUUGAAUUACUAUAAACGUUCUGUCAGCUUAAAGCCAGUCAGGUCAUUCUUCUCUAAUUUCUUGCCUUAACAAGAUAUUGAACAUUAGCAACUUAAGUGUGUGAAGAUCAGCAGUUUUUAGAUUAUUAGGUAGUAGGAUUGAUUACAAAACUGCAUAGAUGUACUGGUGUACCUAAUAAAGUGGACAACGAGUGUAUUAGCUGUAUUAGAAAAUGCCACUCAAAAGGUCAAACACAUUUUGUAAUGAUAAAAAAAAAAAAAUGUGACUUUGCACUACAUGUAUUAAAGAGGUGUGUGUGUGUGUGUGUGUGUGUGUGUGUGUGUGUGUGUGUGUGAAGAUGUGUGUAGCUGAAACACACACCUAUCUGUCAUUUAUAACCUGUGCCUUAUAUCUGCACUUGUCAGGUUUCACAAGUCACACAAUGUAAAGCCUAAACAACCAUUAUUUUUGUAUUAAAUAAAUACAAGUGUAAUUUGAAUUUAAUAAAAUAUAUCUUGUAUCCUUAAAUUUGAA
Silurus meridionalis is the source of this 3842-nucleotide messenger RNA. RefSeq names its product un-named hu7910. The transcript has 17 exons. Bases 187 to 2673 code for a protein of 828 amino acids. Lineage: Eukaryota; Metazoa; Chordata; Actinopteri; Siluriformes; Siluridae. Gene Ontology annotation, biological process: peptidyl-aspartic acid hydroxylation. Gene Ontology annotation, molecular function: peptidyl-aspartic acid 3-dioxygenase activity; protein binding. Gene Ontology annotation, cellular component: endoplasmic reticulum; membrane. The record is from RefSeq and is a predicted model, not a curated record.